Etheostoma spectabile (orangethroat darter) is the source of this 1525-nucleotide messenger RNA. RefSeq lists its product as uncharacterized. The record is from RefSeq and is a predicted model, not a curated record. The transcript is spliced from 4 exons. Bases 285 to 1442 code for a protein of 385 amino acids. Lineage: Eukaryota; Metazoa; Chordata; Actinopteri; Perciformes; Percidae.
CAUAAACCAAACAUCACAAAGAAGACCACACAGGGUCAGCAAAAAAGGAGCCACUCUUAUACAUCAUAUUAGAGCCGCUUCUUUAGUCCGUAAUACAGCGUUGAGGGCAUGAAUGGCUGGUUGGUCCAAACCGUACGCUUCUGUUCCGUUGAGUCAGUUUCAUUUGUUUGUUCCAACCUUUUGACUUCUUUAGCUUCAUUUACAGUAUUGUGGUAAAACAUUUAGUCUUUCUACUAGACUGGACACAAUUUUGAGUAAGUGAGAAGCUCACUUUGCUUCCAGCAAUGUCAAGUUGCCCAACUAUCCACUUAACCUUACCGCAGUGGGACGGGGGCGCACGGAAGAUUCGCUUCAUUCACCUGGUGAAUCUGACGUCGUUCAGGCUGACAGAGUGUCCCAACAAGAGUCCAAUGGUCCCUCUCUAUUUAGGAGCUGAUCUCUUCUCCAACACAGACAUCCGCACGGAGAACCAUCCCAGACACCAUGCCAAGUUUGCCAAGAAAGGAUUUGCAACAAAAAUAUUUUUUUCCUCAGCAUUCAGGUUCCAUGGCUUGAAGGUACCUAGUGCAAGUAACAGCCUCUGGUUCUACAGCGUUCAAGGACUUUUUCGAGUAGCCUUUGAGAUGUACAGUAAGCAAGAGCAGCUUGCUGUACUAGAGAACUUCCAGGAUGUUUGGAAAUCGCAGAUAAAUGACAGCCCUCUGGAAAUGAGUUACAACCUCAGUGUGCAGCUUGACUUUGCACUGUCCAGCAGCCUGCAUGAUACAGAAUCAAACAAUGAAAUAUCACAACCUCAGCAGUACCAGGUUGUCAGGGAUUCGGUGGAGGUAUAUGGCAGUGACACAGGUGAUACAUCAGCAGAUCACGAUUAUUGUUCUUUCCCCAAGCAGAGCUUGCAAACCGAGCAAAGCCAACUGGUAUCCACAGUGAGACAAAAAUUGCACAGCUUGGAUGAAAAACUCUCAUGUGAGACUCAAAGCUACACAGAACAGCUGGAGACUGUCUUGCUGCUUUUGGAGAACAUUGAUCAGUACAUAAAUGGGAAUCUAGAAGAAAAGGAUGUGACAAAAACUGUGCUAGCCCUGCUAAAGGCCAAAGACUGGGGUUGUGUGUAUUCAAGUUCCCUGCUUUGCGGUGUAGGAUGCUGGCUAGGCCAACAGUUUCAUGCAGCCAACAGCAGCAUCAGCCAGAAAGUGGAGGGUUUUAAAGUUCAGCAUAUUGAACAAAUUAGUGACUUGCCACCUGCUGAGGAACUAGCAACAGAGCUAUUCCCAGAAGCCAUGCAAACACUGCUGCUUCAUUGGAUGGGCUUAACUGAGGAGUCCACCAUGGAGAGGAGACACAGCGAGUACCCCAUCCUGCUCCUUAUCCUUGAGUUUGCCAACCACAACCUCAUCACAGGCGUGGCUCAUGUGCUGUACUCCAGUCUUAUAUGUAAAUAGUGGAUUUCCGCUGAGGCAUCAUUACAGAGACCUGAAAUGUAAAACAAUGUCCAGUAUUCUAAUAAAUGUAAUUUUGAUAAAUA